UUAUGGUGUUUUUCCUGAUCUCAUCGUAUUCCCCUUUUUUUUCUGGUUUUUCUUAUUUCUCCAUUUUCCCUGUUUCCUCCCCUCUCUGACCCUCGCUCUCUCCGAUCGAUCGAGAUGUCGACCGAGAAAGAAAGAGAGAACCACGUUUACAUGGCGAAGCUUGCAGAGCAAGCUGAGCGAUACGAAGAAAUGGUUGAGUCCAUGAAGAAAGUUGCUAAACUGGACCUGGAAUUGACUGUUGAGGAGCGGAACUUGCUCUCCGUGGGCUAUAAAAAUGUAAUUGGUGCACGUCGAGCUUCAUGGCGCAUCAUGUCAUCUAUAGAACAAAAGGAGGAGACAAAGGGCAAUGAACAGAAUGUCAAGCGUAUUAAGGCAUAUAGGCAAAAAGUGGAAGAAGAGCUGUCAAAGAUUUGUAAUGAUAUCUUGACAAUCAUUGAUGAGCAUCUGAUUCCAUCAUCUGGAUCAGGAGAAUCCACAGUCUUCUAUUACAAAAUGAAGGGUGAUUACUAUCGCUACCUUGCAGAAUUCAAAAUUGACAAUGAAAGAAAAGAAUCAGCAGACCAAUCUCUCAAGGCUUAUGAGGCUGCUUCAAACACAGCAAAUACGGACCUUCCUUCAACCCAUCCUAUUCGCCUUGGCCUUGCACUGAACUUCUCUGUUUUCUACUAUGAAAUUCUUAAUUCUCCUGAGAGGGCUUGUCACCUGGCAAAACAGGCAUUUGACGAGGCAAUUGCAGAGCUGGAUACACUGAGUGAGGAGUCCUACAAGGAUAGCACCUUGAUCAUGCAGUUGCUGAGGGAUAAUCUUACUCUCUGGACUUCUGAUCUACCUGAAGAUGGAGCUGAAGAUGGUAUCAAGGCUGAAGAUGGCAAAGUUGAACCGGAGCAUUGAUGAGGGUUCACUUCUGCUGCACUUCAUUUCAAAGUGCUACAUGAAUGCGUUUUGAUUGGAGGUAAACCUCCAAGCUUCUUCUCCUGGCAGAUUAAAAGGCAGCAGUCUUUUUGAAUUCUGGCAUUAUGUGUAGUUUCUUGAUAGAUGCAGUUAUUUCUGCUUAUCCUUGUAUUUCCUCUCUCUCUCUCUCUCUCUCUCUCUCUCUCUCUUUCUCCCCGUCUCUCUUUUUGAUCUCUCUUUCCUCUUAAGACUGAUCUUGUAAUGUUCAGAGACGAAGAUCUAUCUGUUAUUGAAGUAGCUCAAAUUUCAAGA
Nymphaea colorata (pocket water lily) is the source of this 1203-nucleotide messenger RNA. Its product is annotated as 14-3-3-like protein GF14 iota. NCBI's taxonomy places the organism in Eukaryota, Viridiplantae, Streptophyta, Magnoliopsida, Nymphaeales, Nymphaeaceae. Gene Ontology annotation, biological process: signal transduction. Gene Ontology annotation, cellular component: cytoplasm. The record is from RefSeq and is a predicted model, not a curated record. The coding region runs from base 115 to 891 and encodes 258 amino acids. The transcript has 7 exons.